Molecule: messenger RNA, 944 nt
Organism: Magnolia sinica
Lineage: Eukaryota; Viridiplantae; Streptophyta; Magnoliopsida; Magnoliales; Magnoliaceae
Product: calcineurin-binding protein 1-like
Exons: 2
Coding region: 510-905 (131 amino acids)
Biological process (GO): chromatin organization
Cellular component (GO): nucleus
Molecular function (GO): nucleosome binding
Source: RefSeq, a predicted model, not a curated record
UGCUUUUGAUGUUUCCCUGGAAGGGGUACUGAGAAGAUUCCAGGAGCAGAGAAGGACAUAAAUGGAAUUAAAAAUUUGGGAAUGGGAGAUCUUGUAUAUUGUAUUUUGUACUUAUCUUGGGUGGGGUAUAUUGAUGGAGGGACAGGAUGUUGAAGUAGAUCGAUGGACGGUUGGAUGGAUGUGGUUGGUGGAUUUUAUAUUGAUUGGUUAGCUGCAGAGACAGUUAUUAGUUGCUACUGCAGUCUCUGUAGUCUGUACUGCGCAUAUACAUGGACAGGAAUAGAAUGGAGCCUGUAAUUUUUGUAAGGUAAUACUCUUUAUUUAUUUUUUGUUUAGAUUUGGAGUUGGGGCUCCUCUGAUCUGUUCAGUUCUUGUUUUGUUUUGAUGCUGCUGUUUUUUUUUUAAUCCAGCAGCUGCUUAAAACACCCAAUGACCUAUGGAUUUCAUCAUUUGAAGAUCCAGUUCUUCAAAAGGCUCUUAAAACGAAAUGGAGCCAAGUUUUGUCCACAAUGAAGCAUGUCCAUAUCAAGCAAGCAUUAGAAGAAAAUAUGGAGGCAGCCGCCACUUUACUGAGAUGCACCUACAACUUUUAUCGAGAGAGCUCAUGUGGAACACUUCCAUCAGGUAUUAACAUGUAUACUGUACCAUCUCAUUUAACAACAGAAGGACCAUGCCAACCAUUUAAGGACAAUGUCGACUACCUUGAUUUGAGCACCCCGAGGAAGCUUCUCUUAUGGGCAUACACGCUGGUGCAUGGUUGUUACUCCAACAUUCUAGCAGUUGUAAAGCAUUGUGAAGAAAAUGCGAAGUUUGCUAGAGUUGAAGAGCCCAGAGUUAAUAGGGAUGUGCACAGGAUUAACAACAGGCAGUUCCCGUGUCAAACAGCAGGCAACCGCAUUCUCUAGGCCUUCUCCAGCCGUUCAGGAAGUUGAUUCAAGCCCAAC